UUCUGCUUCAACUGUAGGUGGCUGGCCCCGAACAUGGCAAUGUAUCAUUCAUGCACGCUCGCUGAGCAAAGAACACAUCGUUUUACAUCUAAGAGAACAGGCCGCCGCAGUUCAAAGGAAUGCGUAGCGAGCGCUCUACUUUUUCACUCGGAGUUGUCCACCGCGCGCGCGCGCGCUCAAGAUCGCGGAACAACACAGCACCGGAGAAAGGUGAUCGGUACAGCGAGCAGCGUCGCAGGCCUGCAGCCAGGGGAGAUCGUGUAUCAGCGAUCUCGCGUUGCCACGAAAACACGACAGUCGUUCGUCAUGCCUUGGAUAUAACAACAAAUCCUCCACGGCACCCGCUUUAUAUAACGCAAGAAAGCAGCUGCAAGGACACGAGGAUGUGAAAGAGCCAGUGCAGAGGAGCCAAUGCCAAAAAAUCAAAACACAUUGGCAUGCAAUUUGGACAAGAAAACUAGGACAACCCAGGACGUGCAUUUCUCAGCACCCAGUCAACUGCCAGAAGUGACUCGAACACAGGCCACCAGUGGCACUCGGCUGUACCACUGCAGUGCUGUGGAAAUUGCCAGAACCAGCGGCUUUGCAACAGCUGUUUCACAGCAUGUCGGAGACAAUGCCUACGAAAUUAUUGGCCCUGAUGACGAGAGCCCUCAAGGGGCAAACGACAUCUCUGUUGCAGAAGUGAGCCCGAUACCACCUGAAGUUACCAUGACAGGUGGCACGGCAGCAAUAGAUACAGAGACGGCCAUGUCUACUGCAGCUGCAACAGUGUACGAGGCAAGCCGCAGUGUGUCAGCAUCAGCAGCAGUGUCAGAAGGAACCGCACCAGGCCUGGUAGAGCAACAUGUGUGCUAUCACUGUGACUUUUUUUGUAGUGCAUACAACUCAUUUGCUCAACAUACGAAAGCUUUUCACCACGACUGUGAGCCAUUGUUCUUGUGCAUCAAGUGAAAAGUGUGCAACAAGCAUCACUUUAAGAUAUGAAAACAUAUUACUGUUGUUGCCUCCCCAGCCAGCCCACAUAGCGACAACAAUGUGGAACACAUGGUGGGACACACCUCUUCCCCAUUAGAAGAUAGUAGAGACUGUCAGUGUUGUUGUUAAAUUAACUGGUCUUUGUAGGCAACUAGAAGGACAACACAGGUGUCAUAAGAUUGCUGUUUAUGUUGUUGUUGAAGAGGUAAAAAAGAAGUUUGAUGCAGCUGAAGUGCCAACUGAUAUUGAGCAAAUCGAGAACAAGCACCUGAAAAAGCAACACUAUCGAAAUUUGGGUAUCUGUGUGCCGCCAACUCUGGUAAAAAUGGCAUAGGACAGAAGUGUGAUGAAAAUCACAUAGACACUGCUGUUCCAUCACUGGUCACAGUGAGCAGUGACUUGUAGGGCAAGAGAGUCAACUGAAAUGAACAUUAUGGCAUAGUGUCAUGCUCCCAUGUGACCACUUUCCAUGUUAUUUUGCUUGAUACAGCUCAACCUCCAGAAACGAGACUGCAACUUGUCUGUAAAAAGCUUUCACAAAAAAUUAUAACACUAUUAACACAGCAGUAUCUUCUUUUUUUGUGGGUUCGAGGUUCCCGGGUGUCCAUUAAUGCAAAAAUUGCGGAAAAAAAGAUCAUGUGUCGUACUUGCAACUUUUUAACACGUACGAAGGGGACAGAACUUUUCUAGUCAUGCAUCUUCAUCAUACUAUCAAGUUUUUAAAUGCCUUUUAUAAUUAUUAUUACCAGUUAUAUCUGAGUGCAUUGUAUGCAUUUAGCAGGUGUAAAAUCAGGUCAGUUGGAUCACAUGCCUUAUCUGCAAGGGAGCCCUAUAUUCAAGAAAUUUGAAUUAAUAUAGGUACGUUAGAGACGCAGUCUUUCAGCACUUUAUUGCGUGUGGUUUAAGCAUUGCUCAAUACUUUUGUGGAUGGCAGUUUCAACCGGCACAGCACUGCGCUUUGUCACGGUCAUGUAUCUUCAAAGCGGUGUUUACCAUUUGUGUUGAUCUGUUUGUGUAUUCAUAGAGCAAGUUCUUAAUUUAUUUUUUUCCGCAUUCUUGUGCUUGCACUAAGCUUGUAUAAGGCAGUUACAAAAUGGGCGUCACUAUAACGAACUGUUCUGUUGAGCUUACACUUGCAAAUAAUAGUGUUCAGAUGGCCGCACUUCUAUGCAGGUGCACCAAUAGCUUUGUGUAUGUUCUCAUGUUUGUAUAAAUCUUAUAUAAGCUAGUUAGAAAAUGUAUGUCACUAAACAUUGUGAUAUUCUU
Molecule: messenger RNA, 2244 nt
Organism: Dermacentor albipictus
Lineage: Eukaryota; Metazoa; Arthropoda; Arachnida; Ixodida; Ixodidae
Source: RefSeq, a predicted model, not a curated record